This is a messenger RNA of Haliotis rubra (blacklip abalone), 1762 nucleotides long. RefSeq names its product organic cation transporter protein-like. Gene Ontology annotation, biological process: transmembrane transport. Gene Ontology annotation, cellular component: membrane. Gene Ontology annotation, molecular function: transmembrane transporter activity. The coding region runs from base 1 to 1329 and encodes 442 amino acids. The transcript has 9 exons. NCBI's taxonomy places the organism in Eukaryota, Metazoa, Mollusca, Gastropoda, Lepetellida, Haliotidae. The record is from RefSeq and is a predicted model, not a curated record.
AUGAAGUUUGACGACUUACUGAAAGAACUUGGUGAGUUUGGAACCUAUCAGAAGAGGCUUUACGUCCUUCUCUGUAUUCCGAUGGUGUCCCUGGGAAUACAGAUUAUGGUAACCGUCUUCACACUCGGCGUCCCGGAUCACAGGUGUGCAGUUCCUGGUUUAGAUAAUGAUACCUACGCCAUUCAAGGGGAACAACAUGCACUUGCAUUUGACUGGGUGUGCGACCGGAAGUUGUACAAGUCCCACAUACAGAUGAUGUUCAUGCUGGGAUCUCUUGUCUCCUGUGCAGUACUGGUUCCUCUCUCAGACAUGAAUGAUUACGUUUCAGGUGUGGAACUGGUUGGACCAUGUAAGCGUCGAUUGACAGGCAUCAUUGUUGAAUUCUUCUGGUCCUCCGCGAACUUUUUCGUUGUUACCGCUUACUUCAUCCGAGACUGGCAACAUCUUCAGCUGGUUCUGUCAGCGCCAGCAAUUCUCUUCCUAACAUACUACUGGUUGAUACCAGAAUCUCCCCGCUGGCUUAUCAGCAAGAAGAGAUAUGUAAUGGCGGAUGCUGUGAUACGCCAUGCUGCAAAGGUCAACAAAGUAACAUUGACCUCUGACCAGUUCAUUGGAAAUAUUCUGGUCAGCGACAGAUCAGAACCUUUGUGGAGCAUACUAACAAGCCCCUCCCUGGUAACAAGAAGCAUCAUUAUAUUCCUAAAUUGGUUUGUGUGCAGUCUCGGGUAUUUUGGUCUUGGUCUCAAUGUGGCAAGUCUAGGGGGCAGCGUCUACGUCAACAGCCUCAUCGCAGGAACGACUGAAUUCGUCUCCUUCAUCGCCUGCCUUCUCCUCCUCGACCGCACUGGCAGAAAGUCCUUACAUUGUGUGUGCAUGAUCCUUGGCGGUAUCUGCUGUACAGCCACAAUCCUUCCUGUCCUGUAUGGAGCUGGGGAUCUCAACUGGCUGACCAUACUGCUUGCACUUCUGGGACGGGGUUUCGUAUCUGCAAGCUUUGCAAUAGUCAUACUUUACACUUCUGAGCUGUUUCCAACGGUCCUCAGGAACUCAGUAAUGGCGUCCGCAAGUAUAUGUUCCAGAAUUGGAGGAGUCAUAUCCCCUUAUAUCGCCAACCUGGCACUCGUGUUACCUGGCGACUUGGGUCGAGCAGUUCCACUGAUUAUAUUCGGGCUAUCGAUGGUUGGGGCUGGUUCGUUGGCAUUACUUCUACCGGAGACCCUAAACAGAAACCUCCCAGAGUCCAUUGAUGACGCCAAGAAGAUGAGGAGGAUCAAUCCCAAGUUAGAUGAAUCCCAGGAUAAUGGAUACGACGAGGAAGUGAUCCACUGAACGUCGAACUAACUGGAGGAAGGCAUCUUCUUGGACCACAUUUAGGUUGACAUUUGACGAUUGAUUCCUAUUUUACCUAUGUCGUACACCGUCCGCUAGUAAAAUGUCAAAAGUGUCGGCAUGUUGAAACCAAACUGGACGCCAAUUCGCUGUAAGUUCUAAAAGCCACCAGAAGCCGUUUCGAAUCAACAUUACUCACUUAUUCUGUUAAUUAAUAUGCCUCCCAUACUGCCCAUAAUUCGUGUAUACGGCCGCCUUUUCUUUAAAAUAAUUAUACUUCAUUCCUAUUGUACUUUUUUCUAAGCCAUGCAAAUAAAAUUAACUUUUGUUUGCUCUGGGAUUCUAUAUGGAGACUAGCAACUUUGUUCAGCUACAUCUGCAACCCAUGUAUUUGUUCCAGUUGAAAUGCUGCGCUCACUAAAUUUUGUAAAUA